AUGAAAGUAAUUACAUGUGAAAUUGCAUGGCACAACAAAGAGCCAGUGUACAGCUUAGAUUUCCAGCAUGGAACUGAUGGUAAAAUCAAUAGACUGGCUUCAGCUGGCGUAGAUACAACUGUUCGUAUAUGGAAAGUAGAAAAAGGACCAGAUGGGAAAGCAAUUGUGGAAUUCUUGUCCAAUUUAGCUCGUCAUACCAAAGCAGUGAAUGUCGUACGUUUUGCUCCCAGUGGUGAAAUUCUGGCUUCUGGUGGUGAUGAUGCUGCAAUUUUAUUAUGGAAGUUGAAUGACAACAAGGAGUUAGAAGCAGUUGCAUUUCAAGAUGAUGAGGAUGAUAACCAGCUGAACAAAGAAAACUGGACAGUAAUCAAAACUUUAAGAGGUCACCUGGAAGAUGUAUACGAUAUUUGCUGGACUCCUGAUGGAAAUUAUAUGGCAUCUGCCUCAGUUGACAACACAGCUAUAUUAUGGGAUGUCAAUAAAGGGCAAAAGGUUUCUAUUUUCAAUGAACACAAAAGUUACGUGCAAGGAGUUACAUGGGACCCUGUAGGACAGUACAUUGCGACUCUUAGUUGUGAUAGGAUACUGAGAGUGUAUAACACACAGACCAAGAGAGUGGCAUUCAAUGUUACUAAAAUGUUAUCAGGAGGAGGAUCUGAAGGAGAGGUGAAAAGUUAUAGAAUGUUUCACGAUGACAGCAUGAAGUCCUUUUUCCGGAGAUUGACUUUUACUCCUGAUGGUUCUCUACUUCUGGUUCCUGCAGGCUGUGUGGAAUCAGGUGAAAAUGUAAUGAACACUACUUAUGUCUUCUCCAGAAAAAAUCUGAAAAGACCCAUUGCUCAUCUACCUUGUCCUGGGAAGGCAACAUUAGCUGUUCGUUGCUGCCCUGUCUACUUUGAAUUGAGAUCUGCAUGUAACAAAGAAGAAACUUCCCAAAAGAUUGGUCUAACAAAUCUGCCUUAUCGGUUGGUUUUUGCUGUUGCUUCAGAGGAUUCUGUGCUCUUCUAUGAUACACAGCAAACCUUUCCUUUUGGUUAUGUAUCUAACAUACAUUACCAUACUCUAAGUGACAUUUCAUGGUCUAGUGAUGGAUCAUUUCUUGCUAUUUCUUCUACGGAUGGAUAUUGUUCUUUUGUGACAUUUGAAGAAGGUGAACUUGGAAUCCCAUUGAAAGAGAAGCCAGCCAUUAAUAUCAAAACACCUAGCACAGCGGAAAAGAAAAUUAAAAAGGGUCAGUCUCCAAGUGUUGUCUCUCCAGUUUCAAAACCAGUGGAUGGCAGUCUUAAGUCUGGAGAACCAUCAGCUACAUGCCAGACUCCAACCAAUAGUAAAGACUUGUACUCCAUACCUGUUACGGUUAAAAACAUUUCCAUGUCAUCUUCUGAAGAUAAAAAAUCUGGGCAGCCAUCAGUUCACACAUCAAAAGUAAACCAAUCCAGGAGGGUUACAUUGAAUACUCUACAAGCAUGGAGUAAGUCACCAAGGAGAGUUGCAUUGAUUCCUCUAAAAGCAGCUACUCCAGAUUCUUCCAGAAAUACAACUCAGCAUGAGAGACCAUCACCACCUGAAGACCAAUUACAAAAUCCACCAUCACCUAAGCGACUAAGAAUGGAUGAAACUCCAUAAUUGGAUUUCCUGAAAAUGAAAACAAAAUAUAAAUCCAUCGAAAUGCUUUAUUACGUUGGGGACCUUUUUCUACAACACAGUUACCGUACUCUGUGAAAGAGGUUUACUCAGAAUGGCAUUUGCCAUUAUAAAACAUGACUUUGUGGUGAGGAAGAAAAUGCAUCAGUGUUUUUUAGACAUUUUAAGCAAAGUAUUGGCUACAUAAUGGACCAAUAAGGAUUUACAGAUUAUAUGAGAAAGGCAUAUGUGUUCUGUUUUCUUGGCUCUGUAUCUGGUAGAGAAAUCAUUGCUUUUCAAUUGGCAUUUACUUAAUUAUUUAGCUAAUUGACACAGUAUAACAUUUGUAAACUAAUAUAUUCCUUCUCUCUUUCAAAUCUUUAAGGUGGGCAGUUGAUUACUUAGCUGCCCUACAUUAGUUAAAUGAAAGUAUCAGUAAAUCUGAAUGUUUUCCUUACACACCAAGAAAAAUGUACCAGAGAUUAGAAGUUGGAUUUAAGUUUGAAAGCCUUCACUACUUAAAUUUUCUACAUUCAUUGUAUCCAAGCUCAUUAAAAAGAAGUCUUCAAAUGUC
Molecule: messenger RNA, 2197 nt
Organism: Protobothrops mucrosquamatus (brown spotted pit viper)
Lineage: Eukaryota; Metazoa; Chordata; Lepidosauria; Squamata; Viperidae
Gene: CHAF1B
Product: chromatin assembly factor 1 subunit B
Exons: 13
Coding region: 1-1626 (541 amino acids)
Biological process (GO): DNA replication-dependent chromatin assembly; nucleosome assembly
Cellular component (GO): CAF-1 complex; nucleus
Molecular function (GO): protein binding
Source: RefSeq, a predicted model, not a curated record